CGAGCAACGUUCCAGAUGGUUCUGGGAGCUCAGCUCGGUAUUUUCUCGAAGGCUCCGAGAGGCUUUAAAGCUGCACUACUGCCCUGACACCACUCCAACCCUCAGCUGCCGAGGUAGUCUGCGGUCCAGGAACGACCUCCAUACAUUUAUCACCGAAGUUUUCUUUUCCCCUGAAGGCAAGAUGCCUGAAUCACACGACCAACCAAUGGAGGAGGAGGCUGAGACCUUUGCAUUCCAGGCUGAGAUUGCUCAGCUGAUGUCCCUGAUCAUCAACACUUUCUAUUCCAAUAAAGAGAUCUUCCUUAGGGAGCUUAUCUCCAACUCCUCAGAUGCCCUGGACAAAAUCCGCUAUGAGAGUCUGACUGACCCCUCCAAGCUGGACUCUGGCAAGGACCUCAAAAUCGAAAUAAUUCCCAACAAAGAGGAACGCACCCUGACCUUGAUUGACACGGGUAUCGGCAUGACAAAGGCUGACCUGAUUAAUAAUCUGGGCACAAUCGCAAAAUCGGGCACCAAGGCAUUCAUGGAGGCUCUGCAGGCUGGAGCCGACAUCUCUAUGAUCGGCCAGUUCGGUGUGGGGUUCUACUCUGCCUACCUGGUGGCGGAGAGGGUGACUGUCAUCACCAAGCACAACGACGAUGAGCAGUAUGCCUGGGAGUCCUCCGCUGGUGGCUCAUUCACUGUUAAAGUUGACAACUCUGAGCCAAUGGGUCGUGGCACCAAGGUGAUCCUGCACCUGAAAGAAGACCAGAUAGAAUACAUCGAGGAGCGGAGAGUCAAAGAGAUCGUGAAGAAGCAUUCACAGUUCAUUGGCUACCCCAUCACGCUUUUUGUGGAGAAAGAGCGCGACAAGGAGGUGAGUGACGACGAGGCAGAGGAGGAAGAGAAGGAGAAAGAGAAGGAUGAAGAAGAGGAGAAGGACGAGGACAAGCCCGAGAUUGAGGAUGUCGGGUCAGAUGAGGAGCACGACCAUGACCAUGACAAGUCUUCAGACAAGAAGAAGAAGAAGAAGAAGAUCAAGGAGAAGUACAUUGACCAGGAGGAGCUGAACAAGACCAAACCUCUGUGGACCCGUAACCCGGAUGACAUCACUAAUGAGGAGUAUGGAGAGUUCUACAAGAGUCUUACCAAUGACUGGGAGGACCACCUGGCUGUCAAGCACUUUUCCGUGGAGGGUCAGCUGGAGUUCCGUGCCCUGCUGUUUGUGCCUCGCCGCGCACCGUUCGACCUCUUUGAGAACAAGAAGAAAAAGAACAACAUUAAGCUGUACGUGCGCAGGGUCUUCAUCAUGGACAACUGUGAUGAGCUCAUCCCUGAGUACCUCAAUUUCAUGAAGGGUGUGGUGGACUCGGAGGAUCUGCCCCUGAACAUCUCCCGAGAGAUGCUGCAGCAGAGCAAGAUCCUGAAGGUCAUCCGUAAGAACCUGGUGAAGAAGUGCCUGGAACUUUUCACUGAACUGUCCGAGGACAACGACAACUACAAAAAAUACUACGAGCAGUUCUCCAAGAACAUCAAGCUUGGCAUCCAUGAGGAUUCACAGAACAGGAAGAGGCUGUCUGAGCUUCUGCGCUACUACACCUCAGCCUCUGGAGAUGAGAUGGUUUCCCUGAAGGACUAUGUCACACGUAUGAAAGACAGCCAGAAACACAUCUAUUACAUCACAGGUGAGACCAAAGACCAGGUGACCAACUCUGCCUUUGUGGAGCGCCUGCGCAAAGCCGGCCUGGAGGUCAUCUACAUGAUCGAGCCCAUUGACGAGUACUGUGUCCAGCAGCUCAAGGAGUUUGAGGGCAAGAACCUGGUUUCAGUGACCAAGGAAGGCCUUGAGCUGCCUGAGGAUGAUGAGGAGAAGAAGAAGCAGGAGGAGAAGAAGGCUCAGUUUGAGAACCUGUGCAAGAUCAUGAAGGACAUCUUGGAGAAGAAAGUGGAGAAGGUUACGGUCUCCAACCGUCUGGUCUCCUCCCCCUGCUGCAUUGUCACGAGCACCUACGGCUGGACGGCCAACAUGGAGAGGAUCAUGAAGGCCCAGGCCCUGAGAGAUAACUCCACCAUGGGCUACAUGGCCGCCAAAAAGCACCUUGAGAUCAACCCUGACCACCCCAUCGUGGAGACCCUGAGGCAGAAGGCCGAGGCUGAUAAGAACGACAAGUCUGUGAAGGAUCUGGUCAUCCUGCUCUUCGAGACCGCCCUGCUCUCCUCGGGAUUCACUUUGGAUGACCCCCAGACCCACUCCAAUCGCAUCUACAGGAUGAUCAAGCUGGGUCUUGGUAUUGAUGAAGAUGAUAUGACACCAGAUGAGAUCACCCCUGCUCCCACCGAGGACAUGCCCCCGCUUGAAGGUGACGAUGACGACACAUCCAGGAUGGAGGAGGUGGACUGAGCCUGUUUCUAUUGCCUUCUGGCGUUCAGACGUAGUUUUCAAGUUAAAUGUUGUAAAUGAGCCUGGAAUGUCCGCGCCCCCCCCCCCCCCCCCCCCCCCCCACACACACACACACACACACACACAACUCAACCUUUUUUGACCAAGUUCACUUUGUUUGUUUGAACAUACUGUAUGCGGUUCAGAUUCUUUCCCUUCGGAACUGGAUCUGUUUUCAAGUUGUCAGUUUUUGUAUCUUAAGUUUUAUUAGUGCAUUUGUUUUUGUAUUUAUUGACAUUCCAAUGUUCUUUGUGUGUUCACUGUAAAUAUAUGAAAAUUGAUAAUGUUCUUUCAAAAGGCGGGACCCAUUAAAUAAAAGGUUUAUCAUGUUAACAA
Messenger RNA from Scophthalmus maximus (turbot), 2755 nucleotides. RefSeq names its product heat shock protein 90, alpha (cytosolic), class A member 1, tandem duplicate 2 (gene hsp90aa1.2). Gene Ontology annotation, cellular component: myelin sheath; cytosol; plasma membrane. Gene Ontology annotation, biological process: protein stabilization; protein folding; cellular response to heat. Bases 182 to 2380 code for a protein of 732 amino acids. The transcript is spliced from 11 exons. The record is from RefSeq and is a predicted model, not a curated record. Lineage: Eukaryota; Metazoa; Chordata; Actinopteri; Pleuronectiformes; Scophthalmidae. Gene Ontology annotation, molecular function: ATP hydrolysis activity; ATP binding; ATP-dependent protein folding chaperone.